Molecule: messenger RNA, 1982 nt
Organism: Amphiprion ocellaris (clown anemonefish)
Lineage: Eukaryota; Metazoa; Chordata; Actinopteri; Pomacentridae
Gene: tiprl
Product: TIP41, TOR signaling pathway regulator-like (S. cerevisiae)
Exons: 8
Coding region: 142-969 (275 amino acids)
Biological process (GO): TOR signaling
Cellular component (GO): cytosol
Source: RefSeq, a predicted model, not a curated record
GAGUUCCCUGUAAAUAAAGCUCUUGUAAGAAGAAAAAAUAAUGAAGUGGAACUACAGCGUAGCAGUCGAAAACAGGACCGGACAGUUUUCACCGACGCUCCCAAAUAUCCUCCAUGACAGGUUGAACAUUACACUAAAUUGAUGUUGGCCUCUCUGUCCAUGAUGAUGUCACAUGGUUUCAAGAGCAGUAAGCAGGACUUCACUUUUGGACCAUGGAAAGUGACCGCUGCCAAAAACCACAUCAUGAAAUCCAAAGACAUUGAACGGUUAGCAGAGGAUAUGAACAUGCCCUCUCUUCCAGAGAUGAUGUUUGGGGACAAUGUCCUGCGCAUCCAGCACACAGAUGGCUAUGGCAUUGAAUUCAACGCUAUUGAUGCCAUUAAGAGAGUCAACAACAUGGAGGACGCUGUUAAGGUGGCCUGUGCUCAAGAAUGGCAGGAGAGCAGAGCGGAUACUGAGCACUCCAAAGAGGUGCUGAGACCUUAUGACUGGACUUACACCACAGACUAUAGAGGCACCUUGAUAGGAGACAGUAUGCAGAUAAAGGUGACUGAGACAACAGAACGUAUUAAUAUGGAGAAAUUGAAGGCUCGGGAACACAUCAUGUUUUUUGACGAAGUACUGCUGUUUGAAGAUGAACUGCAUGACCAUGGAGUCUCCAUGAUCAGUGUCAAAAUUAGGGUUAUGCCCACCAGUUUCUUCUUGUUGCUUCGUUUCUUCCUGCGAGUGGAUGGAGUGCUGAUUAGAAUAAAUGACACGCGACUGUAUUAUGAGGCUGGAAAGGAUUACAUGCUACGAGAAUUCAGCACAAGGGAAAGCAAAGUAGCAGAACUGAAGAAUGUUCCAGCUGCACUGUUCACUGAUCCUAAUGACAUCGCCCAGCACCUGACACUGAAGCUGACUGAGUGUGAGAAGCUGGAACUUCCUAUAAUGCUGCCUCAGGCAGCUGUUAAUGAAGGCGUUCAGUGACCAGUACACUAUAAGGUCCACAUUUAUGUGUUGCAUGAUGAUAAACAGAAAUACUCGUCUUACACCCCAUCCUUAAUCUUACAGUAACAUAAAAGAAAAAAAAACAUUUGCUACACCUUCAUAUAUCUGUACAGGAAUAGUUUUUAUAUGUGACGACUGUGAUUAUGUGCUUAGAACUCUGCAGCCUGACUUUUGACAGAUUCAGUGUUUUCACAGUUCAGUUAGGAGCACUGUAAUAUAGUAGAAGGUUUAACCUUGGUUAUAUAAAUACUUUUAUGUAAUUCUGGCUUCGUUCAUAUUUGACCUGAUUUUGUUUUAUGAAACUUGACUGGUAUUUAUCUGGUAAAAAAAAAAAAAAAAAAAAAAGUUACACAAAGCAGCACUGCAUUUUCUAAAGACAGGAUCAAGCUUUCAUGUAAAUAUGUUAGGUGUAUCCCUGCGAUACGUUGGUGACCUGUCCAGGAUGAACCCUGGAUGGAUAUUAAGUGUAUUUUUUACGGUGACUUAUGGAAGGCAAAAAAGCCUUUUUGCAUUUGCAGUUCAAACACCUCUAGAAUCUAUGUAAAAGCCUACCAUAUGGCCAAAUAAAUCUAGUGUAAUUCUAACUAGUAUGCAACUUGUGUUUAUUGUGUUGGAUUCUUGUUUUCUUUUGAGGAAUGUUAAGGAUGUUUUUUUUACAGCUGUACUACCAUUAAAACACCAUUGUGCAAAAUACUACCAUCAGCAAUUAUUUAAAUGAAUCCAACGUUUAACCCAAAUCCACACAUCAAAUUUAAUCUUCAUGUUUUUUGGGUUUUUUUUGAUGAUCACCCUGUGAUUUGUUUGUUGCACAACAUCAGCAGUGAGCUCAGAGAAAAUAUGAUGGAUUGAAGUAAAAACAAGGACUUGUAAUCCGCUUAAUUUGUUUAGUCAGAGGGGGGAUUAUACAUAAAUGCACUGAUUUAAUCAUCCAGCAGGAUUCCCCUCAAUGUAUGUAUACCCACAAAGAAAGAAUAAAAAUUGCUACUCUUGCA